UGCUUGGCGAUCGAGCUAUACAACUCGAUUCGAUUCAAUUCAAUUCAAUCCGCGAUCGUGCCGCGCGACUCCUCAGCUCGCCGUUCGCUUCAAUCGCUUUCUCUGGCAUGUAACACCUUUGGGAAGGGGGGGCGCAUCUCACAAGAAGUUGCCGCAUCGUAAGCACCUGCUCAGGCUGGGAGAUCGAUUAAAAUGCGUCGAUCAAGACGCGCUGAGGAUGAUGGGCGGGAGGAGGAGGAUGAUCUGCCCGCGGGCGUACACAGAACGCCAGCGCCGUGGACUUUGCAAGCCGAAUCGUGGAUCUUUCCUCACUGGACCAGCACGCGACGCAUCGCGGACGUGCGACGUGAGAGCAAGGUGCUGCUGGCUCAAAGGCAGGAGGAGGAGGAUGCUGCUGCUGGUGCGGCCAGCAGCAGCAGAGACGAGCAAUUGGCCAAAGCUGGACUUUCACCAGGCUCCUUUCAUCCGCUCGAAAAGCUUCAUCCUUUGGCUCUAGCUUUGGCAUCAUCAGGUGCUGCUGAAGAAGCGCAUUCGAAUGAGCAGCAGACGCAGACCGAGGCGAACAAUGCCAAGAUACGCGCCGCCGCCGACGAGUUUAGAGGAGGACCGGGGGGAUGGAUACUUUAUCGAUACACGCAUUCGCCCGUGGGCCCUUAUGAUGAGCUCAUAUACGUCGCUGGACUCUUCAAGAGUCCCAGUGCUGGCAAUACGGCAUUGCGCAUCACCAACAUCUACGUCUCCAGCACCGCAUCCGUCUACAAUGGUCGCAAAAAUUGGAACAUACCCAAACAUCGAGCGCUGUUCGAAUGGUCGCAACCUGCUGCUCGCACCUCUUCAGCAGCAGUGCAAACCGUCAGGGUGUACCUGCCCGUCGGGGGAACGCAACAGCAGCAGCAGCAGCAGAGCAAAGGCAAAGAGAUUUUCGCUGCCAGACUCUUUCCUCAUCUUUCGAGCAGCUGCUGCAACUGGCUGCCAAGCUUGCCCAUUCCCGCCUUUACCGCGCACAUUCCCUCAUGGCUCAAUUUGAAGCUUUGCGCACCGCCUCUGCUCGAUUGCACCACCACCACCGACAGCGUUGGCGGCGGCAGCGGCAGCGGCGGCUCAAAGAGCAGCAGCAGCAGCAGCAGCAGCAAGGGCGAGAUGCAAAGAGACGAUGAGGCGCAAGAAGAAGGUCUCGCCUCUUCGGAACCGGAAAACGUUUGGAGGAGCGUCUCGCCCACUUUUGCAGGGUGGGCCAGACCAGCUCGUGCGGAAGCUAUUCUACUCGUGAGUUGGGGAGGGGGAGGCGCGGCGCGUCCGCUUCAACCCUCCGCAAUGUUCUCGCGAACCCCCACUUUCCCCGCAAGCCAGGACAUGGUGGGAGCUGGAGGCGAAUGAGAAGGAAAGAAAGAAAGAAUGGCGGGCGGGGCGCAGGCAGCGGCAGCGUGAUUUCGCACUUGCUGACUCUUUCAAAGGGCUGCUCCCUCCCCUUCCUCCACCACCCAAACACCCAAACACGCACACACACACACACACACACACACACACACACCCCUCAUGCUCCCUCUCCCGCCCGCGCCUUUGGCACCCCGCCCCUGUCCCGCGGUACAAAGUCUGACAAGGAGGGAAAAGCAGCGGCAAGCUACGGCGAUGGAGUGUAUUUUCCCAAGUUGGAACAAAGCUGGGGAUGGGGCGUGCAU
This is a messenger RNA of Ceraceosorus guamensis, 1679 nucleotides long. RefSeq lists its product as hypothetical. The record is from RefSeq and is a predicted model, not a curated record. The transcript is spliced from 2 exons. Bases 193 to 1377 code for a protein of 394 amino acids. NCBI's taxonomy places the organism in Eukaryota, Fungi, Basidiomycota, Exobasidiomycetes, Ceraceosorales, Ceraceosoraceae.